Messenger RNA from Arabidopsis thaliana (thale cress), 893 nucleotides. RefSeq names its product Histone superfamily protein. Gene Ontology annotation, molecular function: protein heterodimerization activity. The transcript has 6 exons. The record is from RefSeq and is marked reviewed. Bases 1 to 729 code for a protein of 242 amino acids. NCBI's taxonomy places the organism in Eukaryota, Viridiplantae, Streptophyta, Magnoliopsida, Brassicales, Brassicaceae. Gene Ontology annotation, cellular component: FANCM-MHF complex; nucleus.
AUGUUUAACAUUUCUUACGCCAAACGAAACGCUAAAUAUUUAUUUAAAUUGCUAGCCUGGUGUAUGAUGAUCGAGGAAGCUGGACCUAACAUCGGUAACAAGCAAAAAGUAGUUCUCCAACUUAGCAAAAUGCUAAUAAUGUAUAUCAUUCUCCAUAUAAACGCUGCGUUUUGGACAUGGAGGGGAUACUUAAAACGCUGCGUUUUACACUUUGUUUUCCCGCGUAUAUUUCUCCCUUUAUUAUCGGAUAGCCCAACAAUCACACAGGCGAAGAAACCUAGCUAUUGCUUCGCCAUGGACGUCGGAGGAGAAGACAUAAGCGAUCUCCAGGUAGACCAAAUCGUUGAAGAAUAUUCUAUGGACGAUCUCAUUAGAGACCGAUUCAGACUCUCCGCGAUCUCUAUCGCCGAAGCCGAGGCGAAGAAAAAUGGAAUGGAAAUAGGUGGACCUGUUGUGGCAUGUGUGGCAGAUUUAGCCUUCAAAUAUGCAGAAAACGUUGCAAAGGAUCUUGAACUAUUCGCUCAUCAUGCUGGACGCAAAGUUGUGAACAUGGACGAUGUUGUUCUCUCCGCGCAUAGAAACGAUAACUUAGCAGCAUCUUUGAGGUCACUAUGCAAUGAGCUAAAGGCAAAGGAGCCACAAUCUGAGAGGAAACGCAAGAAAGGAUCAGCCAAGAAAGAAGACAAAGCCAGUAGUAGCAAUGCCGUUCGCAUCACGACCGAUCUGUAACUCUUCAAGCAGAGUGUAAAUACACGCACUCCUCUAUAUAUAUAUAUAAACAUUAACUUUGAUGGAGAAGCUGUUAUUAAAUUUUUGUGGAAAAUUUUAUAUAGAAGACUUUUGCAUUAACCUACUUACUUUAACGUUUAAAUGACUAUAUCCAAUCAGAAAAU